AUGGCUUCAGUUUCUGGUACUCUCCAAUAUUCCUUUCCCUGCGGCCUGAGAGGCUUUCACGUUUAUAAAGAGAUUUGGAAACCUAAGGUUGGAGACGUUCUUUCCUGCAUCCAUGAAAGAAACUACCAACACGAUCGAUACGCAAUAGCUGCGACAAAAUUGCUUCCUGGACGACUAUCGAAUGUAACACUCGGUCAUUUACCACGUGAGAUCAGUCGCUUUACAAGAUUUCUUAUUUCAAUAGGCGCAGAUGUCUUCGUGACAGUAAAAGACGCACACUUUCGACGAUCGCCACUCAUACAAGGAGGCUUGGAGAUUCCAGUAGAGGCGACAGUAAGAAUGGAGACAUCUACGAAGAACGUUGAAGCAAUUGAAAGGUUCAAGCAACUGGUAGAACAGCAUUACAAGGAGCCAGUGAAUGGACAGUUUGAGGACUGUACAAAAGAUGUGCUGCCUGAUCAUGAAGAGGAGACGGAAAGCAGUAGUGAUGAAGAGGACCAGAACAUUACUUCAGAAUAG
Pocillopora meandrina is the source of this 519-nucleotide messenger RNA. The record is from the annotation of a GenBank genome assembly. Lineage: Eukaryota; Metazoa; Cnidaria; Anthozoa; Scleractinia; Pocilloporidae.